GCAGCAGCGCCCCCGCCCGCCUUCCCGCCCGAGCGUCGGUGCCCGCAGCGCCCGCGGGGAGCGAACGAGGUGUACAGGACAAAACAGAAGAGCAAAAUGGAAAAUAUGCUGUUUUGGUUGAUAUUUUUCACCCCUGCGUGGACCCUCACUGAUGGAUCUGAGACGGAACAGGAUUUUAUGUGGCACCUGAGGAAAGUGCCCCGGAUUGUCAGCGACAAGACUUUCCAUCUCACCAGCCCCACCUUUGAGGCAGAGGCCAAGAUGGCAGUAAAUAGAGCGUGUGGCAUUGAAUGCCAGAAAGAACUCCCCGCUCCCAGCCUUUCCCAGUUGGAGGAUUAUCUUUCAUAUGAGACUGUCUUUGAGAAUGGCACCCGAACCUUAACCCGGGUGAAAGUACGAGAUUUAGUCCCUGAGCCGACUCCCAAUAGCACCGUGAGGAGAGCACCUGUCAGGAGAAAGAGACAGGUAUACGGCACCGACAGCAGGUUCAGCAUCUUGGACAAAAGGUUCUUAACCAACUUCCCCUUCAGCACAGCGGUGAAGCUCUCCACAGGCUGCAGUGGCAUUCUCAUCUCCCCUCAGCACGUCCUCACGGCUGCCCACUGCGUUCAUGAUGGAAAGGACUACGUCAGAGGGAGCCAAAAGCUAAGGGUAGGAUUGCUGAAGAUGAGAAAGAAAGGCGGUGGCAAGAAACGCCGAGGUUCUAAGAGGAGCAGGAGAGAAGCUAACGGUGGUGACCAGGGAGAGGCUACCAAGGAGAGCCUGCAGGGCACAGCCAAGGGUGGAAGGAGAAGAAAGGCAUCUGGCCGCGGGCGGAGGGUGGCUGAAGGGAGGCCCUCCUUCCAGUGGACCCGGGUCAAGAAUACCCACAUUCCCAAAGGCUGGGCAAGAGGAGGGAGGGAAGACACGGCCUUGGACUAUGACUAUGCUCUUCUGGAGCUCAAGCGUGCUCACAAAAAGAAAUACAUGGAACUAGGCGUCAGCCCAACCAUCAAGAAGCUGCCUGGUGGAAUGAUCCACUUCUCAGGAUUUGAUAACGAUAGGGCUGAUGAGUUGGUCUAUCGGUUUUGUAGCGUGUCCGAUGAAUCCAACGAUCUCCUCUACCAAUACUGCGAUGCCGAGUCGGGCUCCACCGGCUCCGGGAUCUACCUGCGCCUGAAAGAUCCAGACAAAAAGAAGUGGAAGCGCAAAAUCAUUGCCAUCUAUUCGGGCCACCAGUGGGUGGACGUCGACGGUGUUCAGAAGGACUACAACGUGGCCGUGCGCAUCACUCCCCUCAAAUACGCCCAGAUCUGCCUCUGGAUUCACGGGAAUGAUGCCAAUUGCGCCUACGGCUAACAGCACCUGAAACGGGGCCAGGUGUCCUCGAAUUUGCAGAGAAAACCACAUCCGAUUAUUGUAGCCAGAUGACUACCUAGGUUAUGCCUGGACUUUGAACCCUAUCAAUAGCAUUCCACAUUUUUACAAAUUUAUUUUUUUCAAAAUUAGAAGAUUUACGUAUUUUAAAAAUGUUUAUUUAGGUGCAGAUGUUGAAACUAGAUGGGCACUUUCAUGCCAAGUUUAUACUCUUCUUUACAUGGUGUUGAGUUUUUCAUUUAUGGGGAAAUUUUUGUUUCCUUCUGCCUUCUUGAAAGUUAGACACUUUAAAAAUUCAAACUGGUGCUAGAAAUAAUACGUGAUUUCUCAAUGGGCUUAUUCUCAGGGUCCUACUCUAAAAAGAAUCUAAUAGGAUGCCAGUUAUGUAUUAAAUGUGAAACUGCAUAUACAAACGUAGAUGGCAACACGAUUAGGAUCAGGAUGGAGACAAAAAUUUACGACACAGUUUCUACUACUCUGAGAUGGCUCCAACCAACUCAUGCCCUCAGAGUUUAUAUUGUGUUUUCUGUUGAGUCUGAGAAAUCUAGUGUUUUUUUAAAUUAAUUUUGAAGAAUAUUAAAUCAGAAGAAACAGCAAGCUUUAUAAACAAAACUAUUAACUAUUUCACUGCUUUAAGGAAUAGCAAUUGCAGUGUGUAUUAUUUUAAAAUGGGAAAAAUACUUUGUUCUAUGAAAUAAAUCUAGUUUAGAGAUAAGGAAGCUGAGACAUUUUGGGAUCUCAAGUUUUUGUUUAACUAAUACUUAACAUUUGGACUUUUCACGUAUGCAUAGGGAAUGAUCCUGUACUGAAAACCACAUUGUUUUAUGCUAUACUAUCUACUAUGUAUGAGAUGCUAUAUUUUUUGGAGAAGGAAUUCUGUAAUCUUUUUUAAGAGAAAGGCUUUUUCCCCUUGACAAAGUUCAG
Messenger RNA from Microcebus murinus (gray mouse lemur), 2280 nucleotides. It is a transcript of the gene PRSS35, whose product is annotated as serine protease 35. Gene Ontology annotation, molecular function: serine-type endopeptidase activity. The record is from RefSeq and is a predicted model, not a curated record. NCBI's taxonomy places the organism in Eukaryota, Metazoa, Chordata, Mammalia, Primates, Cheirogaleidae. Gene Ontology annotation, biological process: proteolysis.